Myripristis murdjan (pinecone soldierfish) is the source of this 1232-nucleotide messenger RNA. RefSeq names its product pituitary tumor-transforming gene 1 protein-interacting protein. Gene Ontology annotation, cellular component: cytoplasm; nucleus. Lineage: Eukaryota; Metazoa; Chordata; Actinopteri; Holocentriformes; Holocentridae. The record is from RefSeq and is a predicted model, not a curated record. Bases 189 to 749 code for a protein of 186 amino acids. Gene Ontology annotation, biological process: protein import into nucleus. The transcript is spliced from 7 exons.
AACGCAAAUGGUAGACGGUGUAAACUCCUCCUGCACGGGCUGCUAAGACUUUACAAAACAUGCUAACCUCAAACCACCAGGAAGUAAGAAAAGCCAGCAAUUUGUCGAGUGAAGGAGUGCAAUUCAGGCGAAGAACAAAAUAGAUAAUUUCUCUUACAAAAUAAAUCCACAAUUCUGUGAUUAAAACGAUGGACAGAUUGACCACUGUGAGACAGAGAGUACUUACGGCGGUGUUCAUUACUGUCGUGGUACUCUGUAGUUUCGUUUGGCGGGCGGAAUGUCAAACCGCAUCUUCACCACCGACGACGCCCUGCAGUGCCCAUUCAGUCUGUGACUCUUGUGUUAAAAACACGAAGUGUCUGUGGUGUUUUACCAACAACACUUGCACAGAGUACCCAGUGACCUGGCUGUUGCCUCCGCCUUCGCUGUGCAAGCUGUCCCAGGCACGAUGGGGAAUGUGUUGGGUAAACUUUGAGGCCUUGAUUAUUGCCAUGGCUGUGGUGGGCGGGACUAUUAUCAUCAGUGCUGCUGUGUGCUGCUGCUGCUGCUGCCGUGGUUGUUGUUUCUGCAAGAGACGCCAGUCAGGGCCAGACAGAGAUGAGGAGAGAUUUGCCAGGAGGAGAGAGGAGAUCAGACAGCGUGCUGAUGAACGGAAGAUGGAGAGGAAGGCAAGACACGAUGAGAUUUGCAAGAAGUAUGGUCUGAUUGGUGAUUCUGACCACCCAUACAGCAAGUUUGAGAAUGAGUGAAGCAGAAGUGUGUUGGAGGUGUUCCUCAGGUAGUGUUUCUGCUCCACAUCCGGCCUUAUGUUUCUUGUUUUAAAUUAAAGUGAUGCCCUUCUCCUCCAACAUGAACUACAGAGCUGUAUUUAAGAGAACAUGAAUAGAAAAAUACAGUCAUUGUCAAGAAAAGGAUUACUGUGCAAAUUACUUUUUUGAAACUGUAACAAAACCUGAUUUAAGAAAAUAUGUGAAUGAAUUUAUUUUUUCUCUUCAUUUGACUUUGACUCAUAUUUAGGGAGCCUGUGCAGUAUUUUGUGUCAGAGAAAGGAUAAUGAAGCUUCUUUUUACACUUUCUGCACAGUUAUUUUUGUGUUGUGAAACUUGAUUUCAUGAGUUAUGGUUUUAAUAUGGUAGUUUCCAUAUCAGUCUUUUCACUUUGUACAUACUGUAUUUCAUAAAUCAAAGUCAUUGUCAAGUGAUUAUGCUGACACCUGAAUAAAAUGUUUCCUU